GACAGUGAUAAGAAUUUAUUUCACUCGAUUUGUUUUACUGAAAGUUCUGAAACAUUACAGUUUAACGUCAGAAGGUGCAUGUGUUGUGUUGUUAAUUGUGAUUGUGUUGUUAAAUGCUGUACUUUGCAUAUUUAAAAUGGUAUGUAUAAUGGUAAAAUAGUAUAUAAAAUGGUAUGGCAAUGGCAUGUUCACUGGUAACAGAUGAAGUUAAUGUUAUUUAGCAGAUUAAAAAUAAUCUUCAAUUAAGUUGAUAAAUUAUUAAAUAAGCAUAUAAAUGUUACUAGUAUACAUUUAAUAAGACUAUAUGUUGAAAUUCAGUAAUAAUUACUUGGAACGUAAUGGAAGAGGAACUUAACAGUAUAUCUCAUGGACUUUCUAAAGAUAUUGAGAAAAUUAUGGGAAAAAGAAAAUCAACUUUACUAGAUGACGAUAAAAAUAUGAAAAGAAAUAAAAAUGGUUCUUAUGUAAUACAAGAGCACAACUACUUUAACACAGAAGAAAAAGUGUCAACUAAAUUAAAUUUAUUGCCAAGGCUAAAAAGAUUUUCUCAAGACAUGUUAAAUAAUAGUUGUAACUCAUUAAUCAAUAUAAAUAAUCAUGAAAAUGAUAAGUAUAGCGAUUCUUUGCCUGAUUGGUUGAAUAUGUCUGGUUAUUCUAGUGAAGAAGAUGUCCAUGUUACAGUUUAUGACAAUGUUUCAGAGCAAAGCCCUUUAAGCCAGAUAGUCAAUCUUUUAAAAAAGGAACAAGAGAAAUAUGAAAUUAUUAUGAAUGAGCAAAAAACAAAAGACAAAUCUCUAAUGACAGAAAAUAUAAGUUAUUAUUAUUUACCAAAUACUAAUGUUAAGGCACCAGAGAUUUCCAAAAAACAAUCAACACUAAAUAAUUUUUAUAAAACCCUACCAAGAAAGGAGAAUUACAAAGAAAGAAUACUUAAAGAAGCUAAAAAAGUAUUUUGUUUUAAAAAUAAUGUAGACUAUCUGAAAAAUGACCAUGGAAAUAAUAGACAUAUAGAUUUUAGAACACCUCAGCAAGCUUUACCUAUAACGUUUGUCAGUCCAAAAAUAAAUAAAACUUUACCUACUGCAAUUAGAUCUAAACCAUUUGUCCAUAUUAAAGCUAAACAGUUUCAAUAUAAUCCUAAUGUUACUUCUUUUGGGAAAAACAAUAUAAAUGUUGAAGAGCCCAUUAUUAGUAAUUCAUAUUUUUAUAUUGACAACGUGAUUUGUGAUAAUGUAAUAAAUGAAUCAGAUACAUUAAAUAUUACAACUGAUACUUCAAACAUACAAACACGUGGUUGUCCUCCUUUCAAAUGGUUUCAUCUUAUAUAUUUAGCUAUAAAAAAUUCUCCCACUGAGUAUGUAUCUAUCCACGACGUACAAAUAUUUAUAAGCCGAUGGUUUCCAUUUUAUUCUAAUAAAUCAAAGGAAAGAGUUGAGUCAGCUUUAUUGACAUAUACACCACACUAUUUUAACUCUACAGUUUUAAAUUUUAAGAUGAACGAUAUUGACGAUUUUCCAUAUAAGUGGACUGUAAAUAUUUCAUCAACAAAUGUAUUAGAAUUUCAGACAAGAUCUAUUGCAAAACAAUAUAGUAAUGAAAAUAAGGCGACAAAAAACUUUCCAGAUAAGUUAGAAUCAAUUUUAAAAGGAUAUGGUUUAAGACAUUUGGGAUAUGAUCCAGGACACCAAGCUAUACCUAACCUGAAGACUGACCAUUUCACAAAAAACAUUUAAUAUUUAUUAUUAAAAGCUAAG
This is a messenger RNA of Adelges cooleyi (spruce gall adelgid), 1754 nucleotides long. RefSeq lists its product as uncharacterized. The transcript has 6 exons. Gene Ontology annotation, biological process: regulation of DNA-templated transcription. Lineage: Eukaryota; Metazoa; Arthropoda; Insecta; Hemiptera; Adelgidae. Gene Ontology annotation, molecular function: sequence-specific DNA binding; DNA-binding transcription factor activity. The record is from RefSeq and is a predicted model, not a curated record. Bases 339 to 1733 code for a protein of 464 amino acids.